AUGAGAGCGGCGGGGCCGCAGAUGAGAGCGGCGGGGCCGCAGGUGAGAGCGGGGGGGGGCGCCAGUGAGAGCGGCGGGGCCGCAGGUGAGAGCGGCGGGGCCGCAUGUGAAAGCGGUGGGGCCGCAGGUGAGAGCGGCGGGGCCGCAGCAGAGGGCGGCGGGGCCGCAGCAGAGGGCGGCGGGGCCGGGUCUCUGAUUGCCUCGUUUAACACGCUCGCCGUUGCGACUCGCUUCCCGUUGACAGCGGAGCACCUGAUGGUGGCCGCGCAUGGCUCGCGGUACGUGCUCCGCUCAGUCCUACCCAACCGCUUUCGGCGUUCCAUUUUCCAGUAUGGGGUCGAACACACCCGUCUCGCUCACAUUCGCGGCAUCGUGUUGUCGCGGCCCCACUGCCUGUUUCUCCGCCUCUCCUGUUCGCUUCCCUCCCGUGCCUCGCCCCCCAAAUCCCCCCCCCCCGCCCCCUUUUCCCCGAUCGUUCCGCCCCGCCAUUUCCCCGCAGGUCGCCGCGCUCACGGUACCUCCGUAGCGCUCGUCAGCACGCAGGCGCUGCUCGCCCUCACGCUCGCUCUGCUGCUGCUGCGAUCCUACAUUAGUCGCCAAGCCGCGCCAAGCCAGGCAUGGUCGGCGCUCUUCCCGUGGGGCUGCGCGCUGUCCGCCUCUCAGGCGGGGGUGGCAGCGCGCCUCGUAGUGGGACGCGCGGGGGAGGUGGCCAUAGGGGAGGGCGCGGGAGGAUGGGGCGACACUGCCGCUGCAUCGGGGUCUGUUGACCCCGACGCUGCUGGCGCGGGUGCGUCGGAGCAGCGUGGUGCGGGGUCGAGCGGGGGAGAGGCGCCGGGUGAAGCAGGAGGCGCGGGGAGGCUAGUGGAGCAGCAAGGCCGCCCGUCGAUCAAGGAGGAGUCAGCGGGUGCUGCGGGCGGGGGUGAUCAACCAGCACACUCUGCAGCUGUAGGUGCUGCAGCCGUUGGGGUUACAGAUGGCGCGAGCACAGCAAUUGGGGUCCUCGAUGGCGCAAUCCCAACCGUUGAUGCUUCAAACGGCAGCAUGUCCGCUGCCAGUAACGGCAGCGAGGCCGGGGUUUCAUCAGUGGCGGCGGAGCUAGCAGAGCACGCAGCAUGCGAGGGUGCUGCGCUGACAGAGGAAGACGUGCGCGCAUGGCAGGCGGAGGAACACGUGGCGUUUGGACACGUGGAGGUGGAGGGGGGCGUGGAGGGGAAAGGGGUGGAGGGCGGGCAAGGGGGCGUGGCGGAGGCGAGGGUGAACGAGGAGGUGUGCUUCACGGUGCGAGCACUGGAUGCCAACGGGAGGGCAUUUGACAACGGAUGCAGGCAGAGGGCGUUCCUGGUGGCGUUGGUUGCGCUGCAGCGCCGCCAGGGCAGCACCGACGCCCGCACUGAUGCUCACAAGGGGGGCAGCGGCAGCGGCAGUAACAGCAGUGGGAGCAGCGCGGAUUCGUGGGUGCAGGGCAGCGCGCGCGUGACAGAGGUGCCAGUGGCUGUGAGCGCGCAGGCGAGAGCAGCUGCUGGGCGGGCGGCCGUGCUGCUGGAAGAGUGGGAGCAGGGCGCAGAGAGGGGACAGGGAGGACAGGGGGAGGACGGGGUGAAAGGGGAAAAGGGCGAAGGAGGGGAGGAGGGGGCGGGCGCGGAUGUGCGCAUGGCAGCACGGGUGACAUACCACCCUGGCAACUCGACCCACCAGGUGAACACCCACGCGUCCCUCCCACCCACGCGUCCCUCCCACCCACGCGUCCCUCCCACCCACGCGUCCCUCCCACCCACGCGUCCCUCCCACCCACGCGUCCCUCCCACCCACGUGUCCCUCCCACACACGCGUCCCUCCCACCCACGCGUCCCUCCCACCCACGCUCCCGUGCACCUCGCCCCCCAUCACUCCCGUGCACCUCGCCCCCCAUCACUUGGCCCGCACGCCACCUGCGCUUCCAUCUCGCCCGCCCCGCCUCUUCCCGCACUUUCCCUCCCAGUUUCGUCUGCCUUAACCCAUCCCCUCCCAUUCCAUCCCAUUCCCUCCCAUCCUCUCCCAUCCCCUCCCAUCGCCUCUCAUCGCCUCCCAUCCCCUCCCAUACCCUCUCCCCCUCCCCACCCCUCCCAUCCCUCCCAUCCCCCCUCCCCAUCCCCUCCCAUCCCUCCCAUCCCCUCUCCCCCCUCCCAGGUGUGCUACCAGCUGCCGCUGCCAGGCCGCUACGUCCUCUCGCUGCACCUCCUCUUCUCCGCCACCUUCCCCCUCCUGCGCUCCAAUGCGCGCACCUCCUUCCUUGGGGGGUUCUCCAACUACACGGUGGUGCAGUCGCAGGCCAUUCAAGCAUCAGCGCCGCCCACCUUCUCCCUUCACGCACACAGGUGCCUUCUUGUCACAUGCCAUGCCAUGGGGCCCUACCACCUCUCUUCACUGCUGUCCACCGCACACACUUCUGAUCAUACCGCUCGGCCGGCCCAAAACCAUUUCUCGAAGAGCCUCCUCCAACGCAUAUCCCCCAUCUCAUGCCUUCUUCGCGCGUCCCUCAACACCUCAUGCCUUCUUCGCGCGUCCCUCAACACCUCAUGCCUUCUUCGCGCGUCCCUCAACACCUCAUGCCUUCUUCCCUCUAUGCCUCUCGCUUCGCCUCCCUCUGUUUACCCUUCCACUAACUCCCUCCACAAAGUCCCUUGCUUGCCGCUCAUCCCUGUUCCCCUCACACCGCUCAUCCCCGUUCCCCUCACACCGCUCAUCCCCGUUCCCCUCACACCGCUCGUCCUCGUUCCCCUCACACCUCUCUCCCGCUCUGCACCCAUCCUUCCACAACGCUACCUCUCUCUCUUCUCCUCCUCCCUCUCCCCUAUUCCUUCCCCUUUCAGAGCCACCCUCCCUUACUGCACGCCACCGCUCCUCACCGCAUCUCACCACUCGGGCUACUGGAUGGGCCACCUCUGGCAGCCCCACGCAUGUCGCCUGCGCCGCCUCUCCCCCCCCGCCCUGCACGCGUGCUUCAAAGGCCGCUCGCUGCUCUUCCUCGGUGACUCCCAGCUGCGCUACACCUUCGGCUUCCUGCGCCUCCUCCUCCGCUUCCCCUCCCGCGCCGCCUUCCUCACCAAGUUCGCCGCCAAGCCCAAGGUGAGCCGCCAAGCCCAAGGCGACCUGUCACAGCUGCACCACAUGCAGCAGUCCGGUAUCAACAGCUUCUCACAGCAACCUGCUACCCUCCCCCUCCCCCUCUCCUUCAUCUCCAUCGAUCCGAUGCCACCUCCUCUUCAUCCAAUCACCGGUUGCUACUUACACAUCUCCACCUCCCCCUCUCCCCCAAACACUCUCAUCUCACAGAUGUUUUGGCCCAACAUGCUGGCCUGUGGCAGUGUGCCACGUGGCAACGGGUCCAUCUACCCACCAAUCAACAGCAGCACGGGCGAGCUCAUCUCAACAGGCGUGUGCCAGCAGCCCGACUCCGCCUUCUUCUUCCACGGGGAGAACUUCAACGGCUAUGGCCGCGCGCUGUACAAGGUGAGGGCAGCGGAGGGCAGGCCAGCAGCGGCCUUCAACCUCACGUACGUGUCGCAGUGCGGCGCCAUGAAGCCCGUGUUGCCCGCGUGGAUGAGCGACCCCGCCCUCGUGGGGCCAACCCUCGCUCUCUUCAAUGCACGCGGCUCGGAUGGUAGCGCCGAUGCUCCCAAUAACAGCACUGGUGGCAGCAGCAGCAGCAGCAGCAGCAACAGUAGCAGCAGUGGGGAGGGCAGCAGCAGCGGCAUCAGGGGAGGGGGGCAAGGGGAGUAUGACAUGGCGCUGGUGGGCACCACUCUGCACGACCUCAUUCAGCAACCCACCGCCAAGGCCUUCGGUGCCCUCCUGGAGUCCAACCUGCUUUCACCACUACUGGCGGUCAUGAGGGACCGCGCAGCCGUGGCACUGCUGGGCCCGUGGGCGGCGAGGGAGGACAGCAAGCCACCGGAGUUCAUCCCCGUCAGCAACAACGCGCGUGCCAUGGCGUUUGAAGAGGAGCUCCUCAGGCGGCUACCGUCCACCCAGCCUGGGGCAGCCAGUGCGCUGGGCAUGAUGGGGCUGACUCUCCCGCGCCCAGACCUGUGUCCCGACAGCACACACUACGCCUGGCCCGUCACCCUCACCAUCCUCGACCUCUGGCUCACCCCCCUCUGCGCCCCACACGCUUCACACGCUCCUCAACUCUAG
Molecule: messenger RNA, 4173 nt
Organism: Closterium sp. NIES-65
Lineage: Eukaryota; Viridiplantae; Streptophyta; Zygnematophyceae; Desmidiales; Closteriaceae
Source: the annotation of a GenBank genome assembly